This is a messenger RNA of Propithecus coquereli (Coquerel's sifaka), 1233 nucleotides long. It is a transcript of the gene LYZ, whose product is annotated as lysozyme. Gene Ontology annotation, biological process: defense response to Gram-negative bacterium; defense response to Gram-positive bacterium. Lineage: Eukaryota; Metazoa; Chordata; Mammalia; Primates; Indriidae. The record is from RefSeq and is a predicted model, not a curated record. Bases 62 to 508 code for a protein of 148 amino acids. Gene Ontology annotation, molecular function: lysozyme activity. The transcript is spliced from 4 exons.
AGAUGUUAAAUACUCGGGCCGGCUACCCUGGUCAGGCUGGCUGGCUGGCUGCACAGUCAACAUGAAGGCUCUCUUCCUUCUGGGACUCGUCCUCCUGUCCGUCACGGUCCAGGGCAAAAUCUAUGAAAGGUGUGAGUUGGCCAGAACCCUGAAAAGAUCGGGAAUGGAUGGCUACAGAGGAAUUAGCCUGGCGAACUGGGUAUGUUUGGCCAAAUGGGAGAGUAAUUAUAACACACGAGCUACAAACUACAAUGCUGGAGACCGAAGCACUGAUUAUGGGAUAUUUCAGAUCAACAGCCGAUACUGGUGUAAUGAUGGCAAAACCCCAGGAGCAGUUAAUGCCUGUGGUAUAUCCUGCAAUGCUUUGCUGCAAGAUGACAUCACUCAAGCCAUAACUUGUGCAAAGAGAGUUGUCAGGGACCCACAAGGCAUUAAAGCAUGGGUGGCAUGGAGAAAUCAUUGUCAAAACCGAGAUCUCACUCAGUAUACUCGGGGUUGUGGAGUGUAACCGCGGAAUUUUCCCUCUUCAGCUCAUUUUGUCUCUUUUUCUUAUUAAAAGAGUAGUAGUUAAGUGAAAGGCACACUGUCAGUUUCCCCUUCAAACAAAUAACAUGAUUUACAGAAGCAGGAGCAAAAUAUGGUCUUCCUUCUAAAAGGCUUAAUGUUCACUAAUGUAGUAAUUAUUCGAUAUUAAGCCUCCAAUAUUUUUCAGUUUACAAAUAGAACUAAUGCUGAUGAAAAUUUUGUCUAAAGCCUUGGUUAUCAAAUACAUCUCUAGUACAUUCAUUUCUUGUCAAAGAAAUAACCCAGACUGAAUCUUGAAUGAUACAAGUACUCCCCAAUAUCAGAUGAAAAUAUAACAAAAGACUAUCUUAUAUUGCUCUUAGGCAAAAUCCCAGCUGUGUGGGCAUUUGAUGGCUUCACCUGUUCAGUCAUCUCCAAAAACAGUAAAAAUAACCACUCUUUGUUGGGCAAUAUAAAAUUUUUAAAGAAGCAGAAUGCCAAAUGGCUAAAAAUGGAGACAACCUAUAUUAAGAAUUUUGUUUUCAUUAGGUGUGUUUCUUACUAAAUUGCUAUUCCUUAAUUUUAUUAACUUGAGGAUUCAUGCAUUAUGACUAAAUCUGAGGCAGUUGAGCUUACAAGUAUUGAAAUAAUUGCUAUUAAUGAUUAAUCACAGGUAUGAAAUUAUGCAUGUUGUAAAAAAUACAAACAUUAUCAUUAAAGGCUUUGCAA